UGUUAGUGGUUAGAAUAGGAGAAAAGUUUAGUGCUAAAUAAAAUUAUUUUUUAGUGUUAGUUGUAACACAAAAUCAAAAUUUUACCGUUGGAGUUGGACUUGCCCUAAAACAAUACAAUAGAUUAGAUUGUGCUCUCUCUCUCCUCUGCAACUCUUCCAUCGAAGAACAAGAAAGAAGAAGAAGAAGAAGAAGUAGAAGACGAAGGAAAGGACUUACAAGAGGGAAAUUAACUUAUUUUUUUAAAGAAAGAUUUGAUUUUUAUUAUUUAUUGUUAUUUUUUUGGGUUGGGAAAUGGGGAAAUUACUAUGUGAUUCAGCGACCGUUGCGGACACAUUUGACCCAAAGUCAGCGCCGCCGCUACCGUCAGCGCCGCAGCUCGAAGCAGUAGAUCUGGUCGACCAGGCUGUUACUGCUAUCUGUUCCACCGCUUGGGAUGAGGUUCUUGGCCUUGAAGACCAGCAGAGACGCCAUCUCCAGAGGCUUCACGCUAAGGGUGUCCUGUGGAAGCAUCCACAGGAUGAUUGUACUGAGGAUUCCUCUUCCCCUAGGUCGGUGGUUUUUAGGCUCUCUCACGGUGGUGAGGUCUCUUCCGACGGGAACUGCCUGUUCACGGCGUCGCAGAAGGCUAUGAAGGCCGUGUCUGAGAUCGAUGCGAAGGAGCUGAGGCGGAGGACGGUGAAGAGGUUUCUGGAAGACUUUGGAUCUGCGACGGUAGAAGAGACUGAUGUUAUUAACGAUGCGAUUAGGCAUAUGUACGCACCAGAUCUGAGAAAUGGUUGGGGGAUUCAUGUGGUUCAGGAGGUGAAGUUAUUGGCUAAGAAAGAAGAUCGUUUGGGUCUGGAUUCCGCCAUUGAUGAGCUGGUUAAUCUUGGAAUGCAGAGAGAGCUGGCUGCUGAGUCAAUCUACAAAGAGAGAUGCCUUUGUGUGAACGAUGGGCCGAGUUGGGCAAAGUACAUGUCGAUUUCAGGUUGCUCUGAUGAUGAAUACGAUAUCAUCAAUUUACAAUACACAGAAGAGGGUCUCUUAUCUGUUGAUGAGAAUAGACAAGGCCAUGCUGCAGCUUUUGGAGAUGACAUAGCCAUUGAGUGUCUCGCCACUGAAUUUCAGCGAGAGAUUUAUGUGGUGCAAGCACAUGGAUCAGACGCAAUGGUUGAUGAAGAAAAUUGUGUGUUCUUCCUACCACACCGUCCAAGAAGCCGAAUUUGUGAACUUCCUUUCUUUCUUUUCAUGAAAGGAACAGGUUGGUGUGGAGCCGGAGCUGAUCACUAUGAGCCUCUUAUUGCCCAUCCUUGCUCUUUCGUUUCCUCAGAGAAAGUUGCCAUGGUACUAUGAGAAAGUGCAGUUUUGUUGUGGCAUAGAGAAAGACAGAUUAAGUAGAGAGUUAGCUUACAUUUAUUUGUUCCUUUCAAUGUUUGGCAUGCAGUCCAGUUCUCCCUGAUUGAUUCAAUUUUCGGGUCACUCUUGAGAGAAUUUCAAAUGCAUAAAGCUCAUUCUUUUUUUUGUUAGUCAUUAGCAGCCUUAUUAGAAUUGGUAGAAGAGCCUUUCUUUUUCCUUCCUUGAUUCUAGGCGCAGGUCUCUUUGCCUGCAUUUGAGCAAACCCAACCCAGCCCUAGAACCCGUAUACUAGUCUUAAUUGUUUCACCGGCUAUUGUUGUUGUAUUUUUGUUGAGUUUUUGGAGGGAGCUUUUCUUCUUAUUGCUUAAAAGGCUCUAUUUCGGCCAAUCUGGAAUAGUGCCAAUCAAUGUUGUAUUUCAGAGUUGUAACUCUAUGAGGAGGAAACCAGGUCCUCGAAUUCCUGGGUAUCAAUAUCACAGUAUCUCCAUUUUUCGCUUCUA
Messenger RNA from Cannabis sativa, 1836 nucleotides. RefSeq lists its product as uncharacterized. The transcript has 2 exons. Bases 293 to 1333 code for a protein of 346 amino acids. The record is from RefSeq and is a predicted model, not a curated record. NCBI's taxonomy places the organism in Eukaryota, Viridiplantae, Streptophyta, Magnoliopsida, Rosales, Cannabaceae.